AUGAUCCGCCGUGCGCGCGCGCGGCAAUGCAAGCGAAUCGGCGCCAGAUUUUGCAAGCUGAGAGGGGUAUCGGCGGGAUUUUGCAAGGCUGGCAGGGAUUUCGAUGUCGCCGCCUUGAUCUCGGCCUUGAAGGAUUCCAGGGACCUGCGGAGCUGCAAGAGGCAUCACAUUGAUGCGGUUGAGAAGGGUCUUUGCUCCAACAUCCUCGUCGCCAACACGCUGAUUCGAGUGUACGCCAGGUGUGGGAGCUUGGCCGAUGCUCGCAGCGUUUUCGAGUCACUGGAAGUCCCGGAUGUGGUGUCCUGGAAUGCGCUACUUCAGGGAUACGUCGAGAAUGGGGAGAGCCGGCAAGCUCUGGUAUUGCUUGGAAGAAUGGAACAGGAGGGGUGUCUUCCAGAUGGUAGAACUUUCGUCACAGCUCUCAAGGCUUGCUCGAGUCUAGCAACCAAAGAAGGAAAUGCGAAGAAGGUGGAGUACGUGAAGGUGGCCAAGGUUUGCCACUGUGAGGCCAUAGAUUCGAGGCAACUAGACAUCUUUGUGGCGAACACAUUGGUUGAUACUUUAGCCAAGUGUGGGAGAUUGGAGGAUGCUCGUUUGGUUUUCGAGAUGAUGCCAAGUCAUGACGUUGUUUCUUGGACAGCUUUGGUGCUCGGACAUGUCGACAACGAACAGUGUGAGACCGCUUUGGAGCUGUUUGAACUUAUGCACUCGAGGGGCUGCAUUGGGAAUGCCCGGACUUUCUCCUCGGCUCUGACGGGGUGUUCUAGACUGGCAGAUAAGGAAGAAGCUAAGCUAGUCGACGGGUCUCUUGUGAAGGCCGAAAGUCUUGCAGUUGGGAUGGCGAUUCACUCACGAGCAUCAAGCAGUGGCUGUGACUCAGACGUUUUCGUUGGGAACACUUUGCUCGACAUGUACGUCAAGUGUGGCAGCAUGAUUAGAGCUCGGCGGGUUUUCGAUGGGAUGAAGCUUCAUGAUGUGGUAUCGUGGACUACGCUGACACAGGGAUAUGCCGAGAACGGUGAGCCAGUGGUGGCUUUACAGCUCUACGCUCGCAUGAAGCUGGCAGGAUGUAAACCGGAUUCCAGGUGCUACGUCGCCGCGCUUUUGGCUUGCUCGAGUUUGGCAGCGGCUGAAAAACUCCGGGAGUCCAGUGGGAGCUUGGUGACGCUCGAGUGCUUGGACAAAACCAGGAUGGUCUACCAGGAAGCUGUAAGCAGUGGAUUCGGGCAGGAUAUCUACGUCAACACGGCAGCAGUUCGUGCAUAUUCAAAGUGUGGGAGCAGCGGUGGUGCUCGACUGAUAUUCGACAACGUGGCACACCGGGACACUUUCCUGUGGAACGCAAUGCUUCUGGGACAUGUUGAAAACGGGGAAAGCGACUCAGCACUUGGACUGUUUGCAGUAAUGCAAGAACAGGGUCACAAAGGAGAUCCUCGGACUCUCAGUGCGGUAUUGACGGCUUGUGCAAACUUGGGAGUCAAAGCAGAGAAAGCAGAACCAUUAUUAUCAGAUGGAAUGAAGGCCAAGUAUCUGGAACAGGGGAUGGCUUUACACUUCGAAGCAUCAAACUCGGGGUUUGACAAGUCGGACAUAUUCGUGGGGAACGCUCUGGUUGACAUGUACGCAAAGUGUGGGAGCCUGGAGCGUGCCACGGAGGUUUUCCGCAGCAUGCCGCGCAGGGACGUGGUGUCGUGGACUUCCAUGAUUCUGGGAUACGCCGGGAAUGGCAGAGCAGCGCUAGCCUUAGAGCUGUUCUUCUCCGGCAUGGACGUCGCGGCAAACGCUAGAACUUACGUGGCUGCGCUUGUGGCUUGCGGCGACUUGGUGGCACUGGAAAGUGGGAAGCGCGUCGAGGCUCGAGUUUACAGGAGUGGAGUGGAGAGCGAUCCGGUGGUGGCAACCGCGCUGGUGGAUUUUUACGGGAACUGUGGAGACAUGGCUGCUGGGCGGCGAGUUUUUGACUGGAGCUCGCCAAGGGACGUGAAGCAGUGGAACGCAGUGAUCGGGGGCUACUCUCGAUCCGGAGAGAUCGACCAGGCAUUGUCGCUGUUCCAGAGGACGAGGGACGAGAGCUUGCGAGCUGACGCCAUCACUUUCUUCUCCAUUCUCUCGGCUUGCAGCCACGCCGGAGAGAUCGACAGGGGGCGGGAGUGUUUCCAGGCCAUGGCCGAGUUUGGCAUCGCCCCGAGCGUCCAGCACUACUCGUGCCUGAUCGAUCUGUUUGGCCGAGCCUCGAGACUGCGCGAAGCAGUGGAGCUUCUCGAGGCUAUGCCCCUCCUCAAGGCCGAUCGUGUUGCGCGGAUGACGGUCUUGAGCGCGUGCCAGCGCUGGAAAGACGCUGGAACAGGAAAGAAUGUGUUUGAUUCUCUGUUGGAACCCGAUGAUAAAUGUAACAGUGCUCAAGCAUUGGCGUUCAUGGCAAACGCAAAUUCGUAG
Molecule: messenger RNA, 2436 nt
Organism: Selaginella moellendorffii
Lineage: Eukaryota; Viridiplantae; Streptophyta; Lycopodiopsida; Selaginellales; Selaginellaceae
Product: pentatricopeptide repeat-containing protein At4g39530-like
Exons: 1
Coding region: 1-2436 (811 amino acids)
Biological process (GO): RNA modification
Molecular function (GO): RNA binding; protein binding
Source: RefSeq, a predicted model, not a curated record